Messenger RNA from Drosophila arizonae, 1740 nucleotides. It is a transcript of the gene Jasper, whose product is annotated as JIL-1 anchoring and stabilizing protein. The record is from RefSeq and is a predicted model, not a curated record. NCBI's taxonomy places the organism in Eukaryota, Metazoa, Arthropoda, Insecta, Diptera, Drosophilidae.
AGAUAGAGAAUAUUGCUCGGUAAGAAGAAGACCAAAGCGCGAGUUUCUUGUGCAUGAGAGAAAUAGCAGCAGACGCCAACAAGAGGCCGCAAACAAAACUAUUAAUUUGUACAAAUUUUAUUUGAUCAGAAUCUUUACUUCAUAAUUAGAAUGGGUAAGGAGAAAGCGGGCAAAACAUUUAACAUCGGCGAUUUGGUGUUCGCAAAAGUGAAGGGCUAUCCAGCAUGGCCAGCAAAAAUAACAAAGUACCACAACAAAAAGUAUAAUGUUUACUUUUAUGGUACCGGAGAGACCGCUAAUAUAAAAGUUGAAGAUCUAUUCACAUAUGUGGAUAAUAAGGAGAAGUUCGCUAAUCCCAAGAAUAUGAAACGUGCAAAAUUUAGCGAUGCCAUCGAUCAAAUUGAGAGCGCAUUGCGAGGCGAGGACUCGGCGCCAAUCGAUUUGCCAAGCAGCGGCAACGAUGAUGGCAAUGACAGCACCAUGGAGUCGGUGCUAGAUGUAACAACCGAAUCUGUUGCCAGCACUACUACAGUGGAUUCUGUGGCAGCUACGGAUAGCACCGAGGCAACGCAGCCAGUGCAGCCGAAAGCGCGUGGAGCGGCUGGAGGCGCGACAGCUGGUCGCAAGGCGAAGGCGGCACCAAAGCACGUGGAUGGCGAUACAGAGGAUGGUAGCACCGAUACAUUGGAGACGCCGCCGCCGACAAAGAGACGUGCUCCACCAGAAAGCAUUUCCGGCAAAAAGUCCGUAAAGAAAUCGAAGCCAAUGGCUGCGGUGACGCCCAUGCAGAAGCGUGCGCGGCACUCAAAUGUCAUACAGAAUAAUCUGCUUAUGGUGUAUAUGCCUACGGCGAAAUGUUUGGGCAUCAAUAUGAACUACAAUAAGCCCGCCAGCUUUGAGAGUCCGGCUGCGGAACAGGCCUGGUUGGAGAAGUCACGCAAAGAGGCCAUUGAGUUGAAAUUGAAACUGGAGUCGGGACAAAUCGAUGCGGAAUCAAUGCCGGAACGUAUUAUCAUUGAGCCAGUACGCAAUGAAAUACCCAAACAGGAGGCAGUGCGUUUCAUCGAGGAGCUCAUCGAGCAGGAGGAUGCGUUGUUUAUGGAACGUGAUUUUAUACAAUUGUCGCAGCAGCUGCGCGAAUGCCUGGGACUACGGCGCGCCAAUGUGGGCCGAUGCCUGGAGAUCUUGGAGCAGUUGAAGGACAUUGAAUUGAAUAAAUUGAUGUUGCUGCGAAAUCCGGAAUGUGUAGACAUAAUGCGCCGGUUACGUCGCUAUGUGGGUAACUUGGAACUAUGGAAAAUGGAUAUAUCGGAUGAGCUGGAGUUCAAAGAGAAGGCGCAAAUCAUACGUAAAGUCUCGACAGGCAUAUACGAUGGCUUUAAGGCGGUUUUCAAUCCUGACAGCGAGCCGGAGGAGAACUUUUGGGUAGACUUUUGCGAAAAAGUUAAGAUCUACAAGAACUAUACGAAAAACAUCAACGAUAAUCUGCGCGUCUCGAUGAGCGAGAGUAGCUAUCAGAAUUUGGUCAAGAGUAAGGAGCAGGAGGAGGCCUCUUCCACGGAUUUGGUCGAAAACUGAGAGCAUCACCAGAUCCCAGCUAAUAACAACUUAAGUUAACUUUAAGUAUAACAAAAAUUCAAUUCACACCUAAGCGUACAGCUGAAUGUGAGGCACCGAUUACUAAACCCUUCUUAGAGCCAUUGAAAUUGACAUUUGAAUCAAUUAAACUGGUUGCAAUUA